Molecule: messenger RNA, 751 nt
Organism: Ixodes scapularis (black-legged tick)
Lineage: Eukaryota; Metazoa; Arthropoda; Arachnida; Ixodida; Ixodidae
Exons: 5
Coding region: 9-470 (153 amino acids)
Source: RefSeq, a predicted model, not a curated record
CUGGAACCAUGAAGGCGGUUGCUCUGGCUGCGCUGCUAGCCUGCGGCCUGGUCUGCCUGGCGUCGGCCGACAUCUGCGAUGAUGUUUAUGACGAUCCGGCCAAGGUGGAACGACUGUUUACGUGCGUAGAAGGGCACGCUUCCCCCGAGCUCAAGACCAAGCUGGAACAGUUGAAACGGCGCUACAAUAACUACUACUGCUUCACUAGGGCCGGUUGCGUCAAGUUCCGCUUCGACACGUUUAUGCUCACUUAUUUGGUGGACCCGGACUUGUACAGCGAGUUUAGCCAAUGGCGCAACGUUUGUACGAAGGACAACACACUGCGUGGAAACGCCCUGCCCCUGCUUAACGCCGACCUCGAGUGCGACUCGGACACCGACACCCGCCGCGCUGCGGUGUUGUUCGGGUUGGGAGACAGGGAGCCGCCAACGGACAAACCCUUCAGAUGGGUGCCGGGCGUUUUCGUCUGAGGGAGGAAAUGAAAUGGGGAAGGGAAAAUAAGGGGGAAGAAAAAUCGGGAUUGACGAGGUACAAAAAGUAUAACAGACUGAAACCGUCGAACUAAAGAGGACGAGGUACAUUACGACUCCCUUGGGCUUGUACACUAUAAUAGGCCUCUGUAUUUUCUGUAGAAAAUUCUGGGGUCUUGAACCUCAGCCUAGGAGUGUGUUAGUCGGAGUGUUUGUGUGUGUGUGAAUAAAUCGCUACUUCACCCCACCUAGUGGCCGAAUUAUAGAGCUGUGAAAGGGUG